Molecule: messenger RNA, 1329 nt
Organism: Closterium sp. Naga37s-1
Lineage: Eukaryota; Viridiplantae; Streptophyta; Zygnematophyceae; Desmidiales; Closteriaceae
Source: the annotation of a GenBank genome assembly
AUGGCUGCUGGUCAAGAGAUGGAUGCUACUAAGGAGGUGCCCGUUGUUGGCACUGAGGGAGAUAAUGCUGCUGCUGCUGCUGACAUUGAUCUCAACCUUGAGGAUUUCGUGGUUGACAUGGAGAUCAAUGGAAGUGAAGCUGACCUUGAGGCUGAUGCUGAAAAUGAGGAAGAGGCUGGCUUUGAUGAGGGUGUUUCCAAUGAAACUGAGAACAUUGCUGUCAAGCUCCAGACUCAACUCACGGAGCAGAAUAUUCUCAUUGGAGAUCAGCUCAAGAAGCAGGAGAAAAGCAUCUCUGUGCUUCAGAUCCAGUACAGGGAGAUCCGGCGUGGAAACCUCUACCAGCCUGCUCCUGCAGCAGAGCGAGUCGCCAACGCCGCUAACAGCCGUGCUGCACCUGCUGAUGCACCUCCUGCUGUUCCUCCUCCUACUGGAACACGUGCUGAGCCUCCUACUGCAGCAGCAACUGCCUUUGGCUCCUGCCCUUCGGCCCUGCCUCGUUUUGUCCAUGGCAAGACCGACGUCGAGACUUGGCUCUCCAUUGCGGAGGACUUUAUGUCCAUCCACAAUGUGCGUAGCGAGGCUCGUGUGGUCGCUGCAACCCUUGCCCUGGACGACACUGCGAGCAAGUUGGUGUAUGCCAACAAGCGCCACGCAGAGGCUAAUGGCCAUCCUUUUGGCUGGGAGGAGUUCAAAGCUGCCAUGCUGGCGGCAUUCCUGAGUCAGCCCCCGGCGCUCGAGGUGCGUAGCCGCCUGGAGAACAUCCAGUGCGGUGAACAGCCUGUACGCGAGUACGCCAAGGAGUUUGAGAAAAGUCUGUUGCUGCUGAAGACUGCUCUUCCUGAGAGCGAGGUCAUCCACCAGUUCUUCAAGGGUCUCCCUGAGCACAUCAAGCGUGUGCAUGUUGUGCGCGGGGAGCAUCAGUGGAGGACCUACAAGGAGUGCAAGGAGCAGGUCAUUGACACGGAUGUGAAUUUCCGUGCGUACAUGACUCACGCUCGUGCUCAGCAGCAGCCUAGUGCCGAAGGCCCUAGGGGGGGUGGUAACAGGACUCAAGCACACAGGGGCAGUGGCUCUUGGAAGAGGCCCUAUCAGCAGAAGGGGGAAUCCUCUGGGACUCAGUCCAAGAGGGCCCAUGCUGGGCCUGCCAAGGAUCCUCAGGAUGAGGAUAAGCCCCCGGCAGGCUGCCGCAUCUGUGGCAAGCUCGGGCACAAGUCCUAUCACUGCCGUUGGAGGAAGUCCGUCAAGAACUCCGGCAAGCCCAACCAGGGCAAGAAGCCGGAUGGUUCUGGCCCUUCGGGCCCGAAGGAUUUUCCGAAGUCCAACUAG